AAGCACUCUCAACUAUACAAUACAAGAUAUUUUUGUGCGUCCAAUAGUAAACAGUGGAGAACGAGCAUUUCUAUUGAUUCGGGGGAUUAGAGUGGUGUGCAGAGAAGGCUACUUUGGUCCUGACUGUGGUUGCAGCAUACGAAACGACUCCACUACCCUUGAACCACCCUCCUGGUCCAAUACCAAUAAUCUAGCAUUCCUGUCCAUUCUCCCGACAGCAGUGGGCGGGGCAGUGGGUGGACUAGUUUUUAUGGUAUUAUUCCUUGUUUUUGUUAUUGUGGUAGUGUGUGUCUGCAAGUGCAAGAGCAAAAGGAAUCAAGCUACAAGAGGUGUUGAGGAGAAUCCAAGCAACACAGAAGAUGAUGCCCUCUCAUUGUAUACACAAGUCAACAAGGAGAAUAAUACCCAACAAGAGGAGGCCCCUCCAAUUAACCCUUAUCAGGAAAGCAUCUACGCGGAGGUAAAGAAGACGAGACUGUUUACUAAGAACGGGCAUGUUGACAAGGAGCCACACUACAGCACCCCUAGCAAUGCCUCUACACCACAGUACAGUGUACCUAGCACUGUUCUCAUGGAUACACCACAAUACAGUACCCCACUUUCAAAGGACGCUAGCGAUAACCUUAAGGAGCCACAGUACAGCACUCCUAUUUCUAGGGGGGCUACCCUUACCCGUAAGCCCCAAUACAGUACGCCUGUUAGCACACUACCCAGGGAUUACCCUAAGGAGACACAGUACAGCACACCUGUUUCCAAGGAGACUACAUCACCACCCACUAAGAAACCACAGGUUAUGUAUGCUGACAUAAAGGUUUCCACGUUAUCCAGAACCACGGGGGAUGAAUCUACAAAGUCAAAUAAAAAUGACAAGAUUGAAGUACAGUACUCGGAAAUUCAAGCAUAAGCUUAAGCAUUAUAAGAAUUGCAAGGAAAACAUUAGAAUCACUAUUAUUGACUGACUGUAUAGGCACAUAUUGUUUUUAUAGUGCUGUGCAGUACUACAGCGGCCUGCAAUGGGUUCAACAUGCUUGGCCAAACAGUAUAAUUAAAUGCAUAGCACUAUAAUUAUAUAUACAGUAAUGUAGGUGUGAAAGGUCAUAAUAAAUUAUUGUUUACAGAA
Messenger RNA from Halichondria panicea, 1120 nucleotides. RefSeq names its product proteoglycan 4-like. Lineage: Eukaryota; Metazoa; Porifera; Demospongiae; Suberitida; Halichondriidae. The transcript is spliced from 5 exons. The record is from RefSeq and is a predicted model, not a curated record. The coding region runs from base 251 to 904 and encodes 217 amino acids.